GGAAGCUGGCCUCACUGUGAAUCUCCGCUCUGCAACAGGUAACACCCCAAAUACAAAAACCUCGGAGCCAAGUCACUGCUUUCUGCGUAUCAGGAGGUGGAAAAUUCUCCAUAAAUAAGACAUCUCUUCUCUUUGAAAUAAGGAUUUUUUUCCAGUGGAUCUCAGUGAUAUUUUUGAAGUAACAGAACCGGACAGAACCAAACAAGUUGGAAUCACUUUAAGAAAAAAAGGGACGUAGGUGGGAUACGAAAGGAGAAAGAUGAUGGAAUUGAGGAUCCAGCUGAUCCCAACGGGGGAAAUCAUCCUUUCUCCAGGGAAGAACGGAGAAAACUACUGCCAUGGCUGCAAGGUGGUGGCCAGUGACGGCGUGCGGGCUAUGAUGGAGUCGGCCCUGACAGCCAGAGACCGGGUGGGGGUGCAGGACUUUGUCCUGCUGGAGAACUACACCAGCGAGGCCGCCUUUAUAGAGAACCUACGCAAGCGGUUCAAAGAGAACCUCAUCUAUACGUACAUCGGCUCAGUGCUGGUGUCCGUUAACCCGUACAAAGACCUGGAGAUCUACAACAAGAACCACAUGGAGCGAUACCGCGGAGUCAACUUCUACGAGGUGUCGCCACACAUUUACGCGGUGGCCGACAACUCGUACCGCUCCAUGAGGACGGAGAGGAGGGACCAGUGCAUCCUCAUCUCCGGGGAGAGCGGCGCCGGGAAGACGGAGGCGUCCAAGAAGAUCCUGCAGUACUACGCCGUCACCUGUCCGGCCAGCGAGCAGGUGCAGACCGUCAAGGACCGCCUGCUGCAGUCCAACCCUGUGCUGGAGGCCUUUGGCAAUGCCAAGACGUUGCGUAACGACAACUCGAGCCGCUUUGGCAAGUACAUGGACAUCCAGUUUGACUUCAAGGGCGCCCCGGUCGGAGGCCACAUCAUCAACUACCUGCUGGAGAAGUCUCGGGUGGUCCACCAGAACCACGGGGAGAGGAACUUCCACAUUUUCUACCAGCUGAUCGAGGGAGGAGAGGAGGACCUGCUGAGACGCCUGGGCCUGGAGAGGAACCCUCAGCAGUACCAGUACCUGGUCAAAGGUAACUGUCCCAAAGUGAGCUCCAUCAACGACCGCAGUGAUUGGAAGACGGUGAGGAAAGCCUUGACUGUGAUUGGCUUCAACGAGGACGAUGUGGAGGAGUUGCUGAACAUAAUUGCCAGCGUGCUCCACCUGGGGAACGUGCAGUACGGCGGGGAGGACGGCAUCGCCUGCAUCACAUCUGACACUCAGAUAAAGUACCUGGCCCGGCUCUUAGGAGUGAACGGGUCGGUGCUGACGGAGGCGCUCACACACAAGAAGAUAAUUGCCAAGGGGGAGGAGCUGAUGAGCCCACUGAACCUGGAGCAGGCGUCAUCAGCUCGGGAUGCUUUGUCCAAGGCGGUGUACGGACGCACCUUCACCUGGCUGGUUAACAAGAUCAACACCUCACUGACAAACACGGAUGACUCCUUCAAGCAUUACUCGGUCAUCGGCCUGCUGGACAUCUACGGCUUUGAGGUCUUCCAGUACAACAGCUUUGAGCAGUUCUGCAUCAACUACUGUAACGAGAAGCUGCAGCAGCUCUUCAUCGAGCUCACCCUCAAGUCAGAGCAGGAGGAGUACGAGGCCGAAGGCAUCACGUGGGAGCCGGUUCAAUACUUCAACAACAAGAUCAUCUGUGACCUGGUGGAGGAGAAGUUCAAAGGCAUCAUCUCCAUUCUGGAUGAGGAGUGUCUGAGACCCGGAGACGCCAGUGAUCUCACCUUCCUGGAGAAGCUGGAGGACACCGUGGGAGGACACGCACACUUUGUCACUCACAAGCUGGCUGAUGCAAAGACCCGGAAAGUAAUGGGCCGUGAGGAAUUCAGACUGCUGCAUUACGCUGGAGAGGUCAACUACAAUGUCAACGGAUUUCUGGACAAGAACAACGACCUGCUCUUCAGGAACUUAAAAGAGGUGAUGUGCAUGUCGGAGAACAAGAUCCUGAACCAGUGUUUUGACAGAGAGGAGCUGAGUGACAAGAAACGUCCAGAAACGGCGGCCACCCAGUUCAAAGCAAGUCUGGCGAAACUCAUGGAGAUCCUCAUGUCGAAGGAGCCGUCGUACGUCCGCUGCAUCAAGCCCAAUGACUCCAAACAAUCAGGUCGAUUUGACGAGGUGCUGAUCCGCCACCAGGUGAAGUAUCUGGGGCUGAUGGAGAACCUGAGGGUGAGGAGAGCCGGAUUCGCUUACAGGCGGCGCUACGAGGUUUUCCUGCAGAGGUAUAAGUCCCUGUGUCCAAACACGUGGCCUAACUGGCAGGGGAAGCUGUCUGAUGGAGUGGCCACGCUGGUCAAACACCUGGGAUACAAGCCUGAGGAGUACAAACUGGGCAGAUCCAAACUCUUCAUCCGUUUCCCAAAGACCUUGUUUGCCACAGAGGAAGCACUAGAGACCAGGAAACAUAGUCUAGCCACCAAACUGCAGGCUGGAUGGAGAGGCUACAGCCAAAAGUCCAAAUACCAAAAACUCAGAACCUCAGCUAUCGCGGUCCAGGCCUGGUGGAGAGGGAUCCUGGCCAGGAGGAGAGCUCAACGCAGGAGACAAGCUGCAGAUACUAUCCGCAGGUUCAUCAAAGGCUUCAUCUACCGCCACAGAGAGAGGUGUCCGGAGAACGAGUACUUCCUGGACUACGUCCGCUACUCGUUCCUCAUGAAGCUGCGCAGGAACCUUCCCAAGAACGUCCUGGACAAGAGCUGGCCGACGCCUCCAGCUGCUCUCACUGAUGCGUCGGAGCAUUUGCGUAAGCUUUUCAUGCAGAACAUGGUGUGGAGCUACUGCAAGAAGAUCAGUCCCGAGUGGAAACACCAGAUGGAGCAGAAGAUGAUCGCCAGUGAGCUCUUCAAGGACAAGAAGGACAACUACCCUCAGAGCGUUCCCAAACUGUUUGUCAGCACAAGACUCAAUGGGGAGGACAUCAACCCCAAAGUGGUCCAGGCUCUGGGCAGUGAGAAGAUGAAGUACGCAGUUCCAGUCACAAAGUACGACAGGAAAGGCUACAAGGCUCGGCCUCGCCAGCUGCUGCUCACCUCCAACUGCGCCGUCAUCGUGGAGGAGGCCAAGCUGAAGCAGCGCAUCGACUACGGAGCCCUGAAAGGUAUCUCAGUCAGCUCUCUCAGUGACGGCUUGUUUGUUCUGCACGUGCCCAGUGACGACAACAAACAGAAGGGAGACGUGGUUCUGCAGAGCGACCACGUGAUCGAGACCUUGACCAAGAUAGCGAUCUGUUCCGACAAAAUAAACAACAUCAACAUCAACCAGGGCAGUAUAACGUUUACAGUGGGUCAGGGGAAAGAGGGCAUCAUAGACUUCACGCCCGGAUCAGAGCUGCUGGUCGCCAAGGCCAAGAACGGACACUUGUCUGUGACGGCUCCCAGACUGAACUCCAGAUGAUGGACACUCGUACCUACGAUCACCUGACACCUUCUCCCAUCCUCCAAUCACACGACUGCAGACCCCGCUCUGCCUAAGCCAAUCAGACGCCAGCUGCCACCUAACAAAGUGGCUUGUGCUUCCAAUUAAAAAAAAAAAAAAAAAAAAAAAAAAAAAAAAACAGUUACAAAAAAAAAAUACAGCUAAACUAAUUGAUAUAUUUAUGUUUAUAUAUUAUAUUUUUUGGGGGGGAUUAAUACUGUUUGAAUAUUCUGAUUUUAUAUAUAAGGCCAAGGAAUAACAAAUAUUUUUGGUGCACUUUUCUUGCACCGUGUGUGUUUAUUGUGCUUUAUUCGGGAACAUGACCAAGAAAACAACGAGGGGAGAGUCAGAGUCAAUGUUGUUGAUGAAAAUCAGGGUUAGUUGUUGCCUGUUGCCUCUUUUUUUUUAACUUUUUUCUGCUCGAUUUACAGAAUGAAUUCUUAUUUCUUGCUGACACGACGUUUCUAACAGUUUGUUAUUGAAAGGCCGACGGUAUGUUGGAAAGCUGUUGAGAGGUUUCGUGGAGGAGGAAGUGUCCGGAUGUGGCUCUCUAAAACAGAAAAAACAGUUGGAUGUACUACUGAAUAUAAAACACAAAUAUAUGUGUACACGGGUGUAAAAGUACGUGAGAGAAGGCCAGAGAACGAUGAAAGAACGCAGCGGUUUAUUUUCGUGCCUUUUUUCUCUUUGACGAAUUUAAUUCACACUCUGAAUAAAGAAACCAUGACGCUCAGCGACAGAAUGAGUCGAGUUAAGUGUAGAUAACAGAAACCCGUCGACUGUACAGCUUCUUCUCCCGUUUGUUCAGAACCACGUGACCUGCUGUGACCUCAAAGGCCUCCAGCAUCUCACCCUCUGUAGUCGAGCGACAUUUCCUCUCUGCUGUCGUAGAGACGAGGGGCUUCGGCUGAACUGGUCUGAUAGCUUCAUGGGAUGUAUGUGUGUUGAUAAAGAGAGUAAAGUCAGUUCUCUUCAAGGACUUUAUAUAUUUACUUAUUUGUCAGUUUAAAAGAUGGUUUUGCACGUCAGUUCAUCGUUGUAUCAUUACGUUUUGUGUGAAGACGCUCAGUAAACUACAUACUGUCGUCUCCCACAAUGUACGUCACCAAAACGGUUGUUAGCUUGGAAUGCUAGCUAUCUUAGCUUUGUUCCACCCUCACAGCAACUCUUUUUAUUAGACUGGAAGAGAAAGAAGGAUAAGACCUCGUUGUUAGUGAGAGUACAUCCUGUUUCGAAACACACAGACAUCGUAGCUUCAGAAAGAGACGUUGCUUCUAAUCACGUAUUUUCACAAAAUUUGAUUUUCUUGAGGUGCAAAAUUAUCUUUUGAAUUGACAAACAUCACAUGCACAAUUUAAACAGGAUCAAAAUAUUAUUUAUAUCUCGCCGUUGACUUCCCACAUACAUUUUUUCUGAAAUUUGUCCAUGUUGGUCUACAAGAAAAGGCGUGAAUUCGCUUCUCUUUUCAAUAUAUCACUCCAUUUAUACAAUAUGUCUUAGAAACGUGAUGUUUUUAAAGGAAUAGUUUGACAUUUCGGGAAAUAACUCACUUUCUUACUGAGAGUUAGAUGAAAAGAUUGAGUCUGUAUGCUAACUAGGAAGCUACAGCUAGGAAACUGCUAUAAAAGCUUGCUGUUUCAAGUCAUUAUGCUAAGCUAACUGUCUCCUUGCUGUAGCUUCGUAUUUAACGCACAGAUAGGAAAGUCGUAUCGGCAAAACAAAGCACAUUAAAUUCAUUUUCAGGGUACAAAACUUCUAAAUUGUCGUGCAACACUAAAGAAAUCUUCAUUUAAUCAUGACAACAGUUAAAUAUUUAGUCAUCCUCAUGAAAAAUAUCACACCAGUUCAGAUUCAAAGCCUCCUCUAGAACAGUUCUACCGUUAAUAUCUCUAACUUUGACCAAAGACUGAUCCUUAAAAUAAAGUUGUCAUUGAAAACUUUUGAGAGGAGCUCCAAAAUGUUAUUUUUGUUUGUUUUCUUUUCGUUCCCGCUCAAUGACUUAACUUUUUCUCCGGGUUUUUUGUUUUUUUUGCGAGGCGGGUGCAAUAUACUCCCUGUCAGAAACUGUGCUACUGCACUUAAAAAACCACACUAGCCAAAGACCCUGUUGAUUUCUAGUGAUUCUGUGUUUGUAUGAUUUAUAUGAUUUUAUUGUGUCGGUUCUGGACGUGUUGUUGUUUCAGGAGGGAGAUCUAAAUGUACAGUUUGUGUUCUGUGUUAUACGAGACGAGAGAUUCAGGCCAAGUGAGGUUUGAUUUUUGAGGGAGGAAAAAAGCUUCUGGUAAUGUUUUGUCGAGGCAAACUUGUUCACGUGCCUUUUUUGUCGGAUAGCAAUACAACAGAUUCGUACAACAGACGGAGGUUCGCCCGUCGCUAACAGGUUUUUUUCCCAGCAGCACUUAAAGGUUUCCUCCCUCUGUUUGUUUGUGUAUAAGCUUUAUUCAAACCAAAAGUCUGUUCAUUGAUUUUACAGAUGCACUCCUGUUAUCAGACUUACUGUAUGCACCAAACCAAUGUAGAGUUAUACCAACACACUAAAAGAUGAGAUACUAAAAGAUUUGAGAAAUAAAUUUAAAA
This is a messenger RNA of Anoplopoma fimbria (sablefish), 6052 nucleotides long. RefSeq names its product unconventional myosin-Ic-like. Bases 260 to 3454 code for a protein of 1064 amino acids. NCBI's taxonomy places the organism in Eukaryota, Metazoa, Chordata, Actinopteri, Perciformes, Anoplopomatidae. Gene Ontology annotation, biological process: vesicle transport along actin filament; actin filament organization. The transcript has 33 exons. The record is from RefSeq and is a predicted model, not a curated record. Gene Ontology annotation, cellular component: myosin complex; vesicle; cytoplasm. Gene Ontology annotation, molecular function: ATP binding; actin filament binding; microfilament motor activity.